Messenger RNA from Abrus precatorius (Indian licorice), 1002 nucleotides. RefSeq lists its product as uncharacterized. Bases 1 to 1002 code for a protein of 333 amino acids. Lineage: Eukaryota; Viridiplantae; Streptophyta; Magnoliopsida; Fabales; Fabaceae. Gene Ontology annotation, molecular function: zinc ion binding; nucleic acid binding. The record is from RefSeq and is a predicted model, not a curated record. The transcript has a single exon.
AUGGUGAAGGACUGCCCACAGCCGAGGAUAACUUGUAGCAACUGUGGGAAGUCGGGGCACAUUGCCAAUGAGUGUUGGGCCACUAAGAGAAGCGGUAAUGCAAGUGUAGCUAAGAGGCCGAAAUCAAGAGGAAGUACGGGGCCGAGUAUGGGGCAAAAGCCAAGCAUUCUUGGUAGAGUCUUUGCUAUGAGUGGGGCAAAGGCUUCACAGUCAGAUGAGCUGAUCCGAGCUAAAUGCAUUAUUAAGGGUCGAUUUCUUGAUGUGUUGUUUAAUUUGGGUGCUACGCACUCCUUUAUAUCUAUGGACUGUGUGAAGAGUCUGGAUUUAUAUAUGACUGAACUGCCUUGUAAUGUGGUGACUACCCCUACGGGUAAGUCAGUUGUGAAGUCAUGGGUGUAUCUGGGGUGUGCAAUGAUGGUACAUGGUAGGGAGUUCGAGGUGGACUUGAUUUGUUUACCUCUUUCUCAACUGGAUGUAAUUCUAGGAAUGGAUUGGCUGGCUACCAACCAUGUACUAUUGGACUGUGGGGAGAAGACUUUGAUCUUCGGUGCGACAAUGGCAGAGGUUCCAAGGCUUAUGAGCCAGGAAGCGUGGGAGAACAUGGUAAACACCAAGGCCUUUAUGAUUAUGUUCUCAAUGGAGGCCGAAAGCGUGGUAGAGCCGGAGUAUAUUCCGGUGGUGAGGGACUUCUUGGAAGUUUUUCUCGAAGAUGUUUCUGAGCUACCGACUGAGAGGGAAAUAGGGUUUGCUAUUAUUGACCUCAUCCCAAGGGCAAGCCCAAUUUCCGUGGCACCUUAUAGGAUGUCACCGGUGGAGUUGACAGAGGUCAAGAAGCAAGUGGGGGACUUGUUCCAGAAACGGUUUGUAAGGCCGAGUGUGUCACAGUGGGGAGCACCAGUGCUCUUGGUGAAAAAGAAAGAUGGAAGUAUGAGAAUGUGUGGAUUACCAGUAACAAUCAAGAACAAGUAUCCACUUCCGAGGAUUGACGAUUUGAUGGAUUAG